AGUCCGAAAGUCGCUGCCAGUGCCUGUAAACAAUCGAAACUUCAGGACUCUCAUAACCCUCUCGAAGCCAUCAAAAAACCCAGAAAAAUUUUAUCUUUAAUUGGGUUUUCAUCAAUGGCCAUAACCAGUUAAUCUUGAAAAGGGACAGUUUUGAUCAAAGAUUUAGCAAAUGGAGCCCCAUUUUAGAUCUGGAUUUUGGUUAUUUUUCGUUGUUCUUCUCUUUGUUGGCCUUUCUGGGAAUUUGAUUUCUGCUCAAACUCGCAGUCCAAAAAAUGUACAGGUGGCUCUCAGGGCUAAGUGGUCUGGUACUCCACUUCUUCUAGAAGCUGGGGAGUUACUGUCUAGUCAAUGGAAAGAUUUUUAUUGGGAUUUUACUGAAUUUUGGCUUCUCAAAGGAAGUGAAGACUCUGGUUCUCAUACUGCAAAAGAUUGCUUGAGAACAAUUGUAAACUAUGGGAAGUCUUUGUUAAGCAAACCUUUGGCAUCAGUUUUUGAAUUUUCUCUCACCCUUCGAUCAGCAUCGCCGAGGUUAGUGCUGUAUCGGCAGUUAGCAGAGGAUUCUCUUUCAUCGUUUCCUCUGGUUGAUGAUAGCUCAGCUUCUAGCAAUGAGGGAGGUUUUGAAACAAAUGAUAAUGCCAAAAGCAAAAAAGUUGAACCGUUGCUCUUGGGAGUGAACUCAAGAGCUCCUAAUGGAAAAUGUUGUUGGGUUGACACUGGGGCAGCACUACUUUUUGACGCAAAUGAGUUGCUACUUUGGCUUGAAAAUCCUGAUAAAGCAACCACUGAUACAUUUCAGCAGCCCGAGCUUUUUGAAUUUGAUCAUGUCCAUCCAGAUUCAAGUAUUGGAAGUCCUAUUGCCAUUCUGUAUGGAGCUCUUGGGACGGACUGCUUUAAGGAAUUUCACAAUGUCUUAGUUGGCACAGCCAGACAGGGUAAGAUCACCUAUGUUGUUAGACCCAUAUUACCUUCUGGCUGUGAAUCCAAAGUUGGUCAUUGUGGAGCCAUUGGUACCAGAGAUGCUGUGAACUUGGGUGGCUAUGGUGUGGAACUUGCUUUGAAGAACAUGGAGUACAAAGCUAUGGAUGAUAGUGCUGUUAAGAAAGGUGUCACUCUUGAAGACCCUCAUACAGAAGAUCUCAGCCAAGAUGUCAGAGGAUUUAUCUUCUCGAGGAUUUUGGAACGCAAGCCAGAAUUAACAUCUGAGGUUAUGGCUUUCAGAGAUUAUCUGUUGUCAUCCACAAUAUCUGACACAUUGGAUGUUUGGGAAUUGAAAGAUCUUGGUCAUCAAACUGCACAAAGGAUAGUUCAUGCAUCUGAUCCUUUGCAGUCAAUGCAAGAAAUCAAUCAGAACUUUCCUAGCAUUGUCUCUUCUUUGUCUCGUAUGAAGCUCAAUGAUUCCAUCAAAGAUGAAAUUAUUGCAAAUCAGAGAAUGAUCCCGCCUGGCAAGUCUUUGUUGGCUCUGAAUGGUGCCUUAAUCAAUAUUGAAGAUGUUGACCUUUAUCUGUUGGUUGACAUGGUCCAGCAGGAGUUAUCAUUGGCUGAUCAAUUUUCAAAAAUGAAGAUUCCUUCAACCAAUGUGAGGAAACUUCUUUCAAUUCUACCGCCUUCGGAAUCCAACAUGAUUCGAGUAGAUUUUCGUUCUACACAUGUUCACUAUCUCAAUGAUUUGGAGCAUGACAUCAUAUAUAAGCGUUGGAGCAGCAGUAUAAAUGAGAUUCUUAUGCCAGUUUUCCCUGGACAAUUACGAUAUAUUCGUAAAAACAUAUAUCAUGCAGUUUAUGUUUUGGAUCCAGCUUCCAUUUGUGGGCUUGAGACCAUCGAGAUGGUUAUUUCUUUAUUUGAGAAUAACCUGCCUAUGAGAUUUGGUGUGAUAUUGUACUCUGCGAACAUAAUCCAGAAGAUUGAAGCUAAUGGUGAUGAGCUCCAACGUAGUCUGGAGGAUGACCUUAAAUCUGAAGAAGACGUUUCCAGUUUGGUCAUUCGUCUUUUCCUCCAUAUAAAGGAAAACCAUGGGAAUCUAAUGGCUUUCCAGUUUUUGAGCAAUGUAAAUAAGCUGCGCGUUGAAUCUGCCCCUGAAGAGGCUCCUGAAAUUCAUCAUGUGGAAGGAGCUUUUGUGGAAACCCUAUUACCUUCCGCAAAAACUCCACCUCAAGAUAUUUUGUUGAAACUCGAAAAGGAGAAAACAUAUCAUGAGCUAUCUCAAGAAAGCUCCAUGUUUGUUUUUAAGCUUGGUUUGGCCAAGCUGCAAUGCUGCCUCUUGAUGAAUGGGCUUGUCUAUGACUCUAAUGAGGAGGCGCCUUUUAAUGCCAUGAAUGAUGAGCUUCCUAGGAUACAGGAACAAGUUUAUUAUGGCCUCAUAAAUUCAAAUACAGAUAUUCUGGACAAGUUUCUUGCAGAAAGUGGCAUCCAGCGCUAUAAUCCUCAGAUUAUAGCUGGUGGAAAAGUUAAACCAAAGUUGGUCUCCUUAUCUGCGUCGAUUCUCAGAAAUGGGUCUUGGAUAAAUGAGAUUAGCUACCUGCAUUCUUCUGAUACUGUGGAUGAUAUAAAGCCCGUGUCUCAUCUUCUCGCUGUCGAUUUUACUUCAAAAAAAGGGAUUAAAAUGCUUCGCGAAGGACUAAGUUAUCUGAUGGGAGGUUCAAAAAUUGCACGUUUAGGUGUGUUGUUUAAUUCUAAUGAGGAAGCUAAUUCACUGAGUUACAUAUUCGUGAAAGUCUUUGAAAUAGCUGCAUCUUCUCAUAGUCAUAAGAAAGGCGUUUUAGAAUUUUUGGAUCAAGUAUGCUCGUUGUAUGAACGGGAGUACAUGACAUCAACUUCUCCAGAUAAUGAAAAAAGCCAAGAGUUUAUUGAUAAAGUUGUUGACUUAGCUGUUGCAAGUGGAUUGCCAUCCAAGGGCUAUGAAUCCCCUCUUUCCACUUUUUCAGUUGGUAAACUGAAAAAUCACUUGAUUAAGGUAGCACAGUUUUUGUACAGGCAACUUGGUUUUCAUUCUGGUGUCAACGCAGUUAUCACAAAUGGGAGGGUGGUUCCUGUUGGUGGUGGUGUUUUCUUGAGCCAUGAUUUGUCUCUUUUAGAGUCAAUAGAGUUUAAACAACGCAUAAAGCAGAUUGCUGACAUCAUUGAAGAAUUAAAAUGGGAGGACAUGGAUCCUGACUUGUUGACAAGCAAAUUCAUCAGUGACAUCAUCUUGUCCAUCUCGUCUUCAAUGGCUAUGAGAGAACGGAGUUCUGAAAGUGCUCGCUUUGAAAUUUUGAGCUCCACCUGCAGUGCUGUUGUACUUGACAAUGAAGAUUCAAGCAUUCACAUUGAUGCUGUUAUUGAUCCUUUGAGUUCUUCUGGUCAAAAAUUAUCGUCUCUUCUUCGCUUUUUGUCGAAGUACAUUCAGCCAAGCAUGAGGCUGGUACUUAAUCCAGUGAGUUCCCUUGUUGAUCUUCCGUUGAAGAAUUACUACAGAUAUGUAGUUCCCACACUGGAUGACUUCAGUAGUAUUGAUGACACAGUUUAUGGCCCCAAAGCCUUCUUUGCAAAUAUGCCACUGUCUAAAACUCUUACAAUGAAUCUUGAUGUUCCAGAGCCAUGGCUUGUUGAGCCUGUAAUUGCUAUCCAUGACUUGGACAAUAUACUGCUUGAAAACCUAGGUGAUGCCAGAACAUUGCAAGCAGUGUUUGAACUUGAAGCUCUUGUUCUUACAGGUCAUUGCUCAGAGAAGGAUCAUGAACCUCCCCGAGGCCUUCAGCUGAUCCUCGGUACCAAGAGUACACCACACUUGGUUGAUACUCUAGUCAUGGCCAAUUUGGGGUAUUGGCAAAUGAAAGUCUUUCCUGGGGUUUGGUACCUGCAGCUUGCACUGGGUAGAAGCUCCGAGCUGUAUGUCAUGAAAGAGGAUGGUGAUGGAAGUCCGUACACAACUUUGUCAAAGCAGAUCACAAUAAAUGAUUUGCGAGGCAAACUAGUUCACUUGGAAGUGUUGAAGAGAAAGGGCAAGGAAAAUGAGAAAUUAUUACUUGCUUCUGAUAGUGACGAAAGUCAUUCAAGACAAAACAGAAAUGGAGAUCAGAAGAGUUGGAACUCUAAUUUACUUAAAUGGGCUUCAGGAUUUAUUGGUGGCAGUGACCGUUCUAAGAAGAUUGAAAGCACUUCAGCGGAGCAUGGGAAUACUGGUCGACGUGGGAAAACGAUAAAUAUAUUUUCUGUUGCUUCUGGGCACCUUUAUGAACGCUUCUUGAAAAUAAUGAUGCUGAGUGUCCUGAAGAACACGCGCAGACCUGUGAAGUUCUGGUUUAUAAAGAACUACCUUUCUCCUCAAUUCAAGGAUGUAAUUCCACAUAUGGCACAAGAAUAUGGUUUUCAGUACGAGUUAGUUACCUACAAAUGGCCUACAUGGUUACACAAACAGAAAGAGAAGCAGCGAAUUAUAUGGGCAUACAAAAUCUUGUUUCUUGAUGUCAUUUUCCCUCUUGCUCUGGAGAAGGUUAUAUUUGUUGAUGCAGAUCAGAUUGUCAGGGCUGAUAUGGGAGAACUUUAUGACAUGAAUUUAAAAGGACGACCCCUCGCAUACACCCCUUUCUGUGAUAACAACAAAGAGAUGGAUGGUUAUCGUUUCUGGAAACAGGGUUUUUGGAAGGAACAUCUGCGAGGAAGACCAUAUCAUAUUAGUGCUUUGUACGUUGUUGAUCUCAUCAAGUUUCGAGAAACUGCAGCUGGGGAUCAGUUAAGAGUGUUCUAUGAAACUCUCAGCAAAGAUCCAAACAGUCUUUCUAAUUUGGACCAGGACCUUCCAAACUAUGCCCAGCAUUUAGUACCCAUCUUUUCGCUCCCACAAGAAUGGCUGUGGUGUGAGUCAUGGUGUGGCAACGCAACUAAAUCAAAGGCAAAAACAAUAGAUCUCUGCAACAAUCCUAUGACCAAGGAACCUAAGCUUCAGGGUGCAAAAAGAAUUGUUGUAGAGUGGCCAGAUCUUGACUUAGAAGCAAGACAAUUUACAGCAAAAAUUUCAGGGGAACCUAUUGAUCUCAAAGAGCAAGUAGCACUACCUCUUGAAUCACAAAGUUCAACCAUUCAUGAUUCAUCAGAAGAUUGGGAAUCAAAGUCAGAGUUGUAAGCAACAGUAUCAGAAUGGACUCCCGGAGUUUGAAGAUCAAACGUAACAGAUGCUGUAUUUUGCCCUUUCAUGAGUCUUUUGACAGCACAUUGGCAGAUUUUGUAGUCGUAGUUUGCCUGGUUGGGGAACAGCAUGCUAAUGGAGAGCUACAUUAUGAGCUUGCAUCUGUUAUGUGGUUAUGGGUUUCUUUCUUAAUCAAGCCCUGGAACUGCAUUCAUUUAUCUAAGUUGAUUUUGUUGGAAGCCCAUUUACAGAUACUGGAGAUGCUACGUAUACUACCUUUUUUUUUUUUUUUUUUUUGGGUUAAGCAUCAUCUUCUAAUGGGUUACUCGGGAGUUCAAAAAUCCAUAGGAGUCUCUUUAACUAGUGUUAAAACAAUACGAUGCUAGAUACUGUAGAUCCAUAUAAUUUUGUUCCCUAUUGGAUAUUUCUGGUAAAUUAUCCAGAAACAGUGAGAUGUAUGUCUUAAAAAACAAAUCAAGUUGAGGAUUAUGAUUCAUACGGAAAGAAGGCUUCUCUGCCUUUUUUCCCUGCUGUCUGGUUACAAGUA
Molecule: messenger RNA, 5648 nt
Organism: Coffea eugenioides
Lineage: Eukaryota; Viridiplantae; Streptophyta; Magnoliopsida; Gentianales; Rubiaceae
Product: UDP-glucose:glycoprotein glucosyltransferase
Exons: 37
Coding region: 170-5098 (1642 amino acids)
Cellular component (GO): endoplasmic reticulum
Molecular function (GO): UDP-glucose:glycoprotein glucosyltransferase activity
Source: RefSeq, a predicted model, not a curated record